GCUGCCAGGCUGCCAGCCGGUCAGUUAGUAUCUGCCAAUUUUCAAUUCAUGCACAUCUUCCGAAAAUGCGCGUCGGUCAGGAGGGACCUUACGAUGAUGAAGUGGUCCCUGACACCCUCUUGCAUGUCUACGUCUACUUCGUUGAAUGGCACGGCCGUCCUGAACGGUCAGUCUGCUACACCUGAUUUCGAUCACAACGAUUAUAACUCACAUCUUCGUCAGCUGGAGCAAGGUUCGAAAGUCCAGCUCCAGGACCUCCGUGAACGUUCCUGGGACUCCAAACUUUCCAAAGAGUUCAUCAUGCGCUUGCACAAUGGGAUUUAUGCCAAUGAAUUGCGUGGUUCGCGCAGCUGGCGGGGAGCUGUUCUAAUGAAGGAUUGCAUCUCCUUGGCCAACUACCAGCGGCUCUUGCAACGUCUGCGACCGGGAACGAUCUUUGAUCUCGGAACUGCAGGUGGUGGCUCUGCUUUGUGGCUUGCAGAUCAGUGUAGGGCGCUGCGCCUGCCAACUCGAGUGGUGUCGUUAGACAUCGAGGACAUGCGGGCGCCUGAGGUGAAACAACUCCACCAGGAAGAAGGCAUCGAAUUUGUGACGUGUGACGUUACCCAGGCCUCCGACAAGUUGAAGGAUCUCCUCUUGCCAAAGCCUUGGCUAAUCUCCGAUGACUGUCAUGUGGACUCUGGCAAGAUCAUGGAGCAGUUUGAGAAGCUGGGAAUGGACCAGGGGGACUAUGUCUUGUUCGAAGAUACCCACUUGGCCACGGCCGAUGAGUGCGGCAUGAACGCCGACAAGCCCAAGGAGUACACCUGUGACCACUUUGCCAUUGGGAAGCAAGAUCAUGUCAAGGCCGCGAUGUUGGAAAGGGCUGAUGAUUACAAGAUUGACACCGACAUUCAGGACUGUUAUGGCUACAAUGCUGCGCGCUACGUCAAUAGUGUUUUCGUUCGGGUCACGAAACGUGCCUGA
Symbiodinium pilosum is the source of this 966-nucleotide messenger RNA. Lineage: Eukaryota; Dinophyceae; Suessiales; Symbiodiniaceae. The record is from the annotation of a GenBank genome assembly.